This is a messenger RNA of Carcharodon carcharias (great white shark), 375 nucleotides long. RefSeq names its product histone H2B-like. NCBI's taxonomy places the organism in Eukaryota, Metazoa, Chordata, Chondrichthyes, Lamniformes, Lamnidae. Gene Ontology annotation, molecular function: DNA binding; protein heterodimerization activity; structural constituent of chromatin. The transcript has a single exon. Bases 1 to 375 code for a protein of 124 amino acids. Gene Ontology annotation, cellular component: nucleosome. The record is from RefSeq and is a predicted model, not a curated record.
AUGGUUGAUGAGAAGGAACCAGCUCCCAAGAAGGGAGCCAAGACAGCCUUAAAGAAACCAGCAGCAAAGGGCGGCAAGAAGUGGCGAAGGUCGAGGAAGGAAAGUUACUCCAUCUACCUCUACAAAGUGAUGAAGCAGGUUCACCUCGACACCAGCAUCUCCUCCAAGGCCACAAGCAUCAUGAACUCAUUCGUGAACAAUAUUUUCGAGCACAUCACGGGUGAGGCUUCCCGCCUGGCCCAUUACUACAAGCGUAGCACCAUCAGCUCCUGGGGGAUCCAGACCGCCGUGCGCCUGCUGCUGCCCGGGGAACUGGCCCAGCAUGCCGUGUCAGAAAGGACAAAGGCAGUGACCAAGUACACCAGCUCGAAGUAA